AUGGCAUCGCCGUCGCCGCCUAAGCCGUGGGAGCGAAGUGGAGGCGCAACCAGUGCCUCGGUUGGCUUGACAGGAGGCAGCACAGCAGCAGCACCGACUGCGACAGGGACAGCAGGGACAUCGAAUCCGCCGCCGUUGCCAGAAGUACCCAGCUCGCUCAGCACCGUUGCAAAUCGCAACGCAUCCAACUACUCGACCAUGAACGCAAACAGAUAUGGAUCGCCUUACGGAAGCACGAUGGGGGGAAUGGGAGGAAUGGGUGGAUAUAGCAACUACUCUUCGCCAUACAAUCGGAUGGGAGGCUACGGAUCGAUGUAUGGUGGCGGUGGAUACGGCGGCAUGUAUGGAGGCAUGGGCGGGAUGGGCAUGGGCAUGGGAGGUAUGGGAGGCAUGUACGGCAACGGCAUGGGCAUGCCCGGCGACCCCAACAACAUGAGCCUCACACAGUCCUUCAGCCAGAGCACACAGACGACCUUCCAGUUGAUCGAAGGCAUUGUCGGUGCAUUCGGCGGGUUCGCGCAGAUGCUCGAGAGUACAUACAUGGCGACACACUCUUCAUUCUUCGCAAUGGUAUCCGUCGCCGAACAAUUCGGUAACCUACGCCAAACCCUCGGCUCCCCCUCCAAGAAGCCCUUCAUCAUGUUCAUGCUCGCCGUUUUUGGCCUGCCCUACCUCAUGGGCAAGCUCAUUCGGACCCUGGCGCGCAGCCAGGAAGCAGAGCAGAAGCGCCUCAUGGCCAACGAUCCGAUGGCAAGCGGCGAACCUCUUGAUCCCAACAAGCUCGAGUUCUGCAGGGCGUUGUACGACUUUGCGCCCGACGCGAGCAUGAACGCGCAGCCGGGCCUCGACCUCGCCGUCAAGAAGGGCGAUAUGGUCGCCGUACUUUCAAAGUCUGACCCCAUGGGCAACGCAUCUGAGUGGUGGCGGUGCCGCUCGCGGGACGGCCGCAUGGGGUACCUCCCUGGAGUGUAUCUAGAGACGAUCCAGAGAAAGCAGCCCGCGCAGAUCACGACAGGGAGCCAGCCGGGAAGCAGAGCGCAGACUAUGACGAGCAGCGCAGAGGCAAGUCGGACGGCGAGCCUGACCUCGAAGCCUGCCGCGGCGGUGCCCACUGUGGAGGGCAAGGCGGGCGACAUGGGCGUCGAGAGUUUCCAGAAGGGCGCUUUCUACUCAUAA
Molecule: messenger RNA, 1176 nt
Organism: Didymosphaeria variabile
Lineage: Eukaryota; Fungi; Ascomycota; Dothideomycetes; Pleosporales; Didymosphaeriaceae
Gene: PEX13
Product: Peroxisomal membrane protein PAS20
Exons: 4
Coding region: 1-1176 (391 amino acids)
Biological process (GO): protein import into peroxisome matrix, docking
Cellular component (GO): peroxisome; peroxisomal membrane; peroxisomal importomer complex
Molecular function (GO): protein binding
Source: RefSeq, a predicted model, not a curated record